Messenger RNA from Dovyalis caffra, 1380 nucleotides. Lineage: Eukaryota; Viridiplantae; Streptophyta; Magnoliopsida; Malpighiales; Salicaceae. The record is from the annotation of a GenBank genome assembly.
AUGGCAGCCUCUUCUCCAGUCAUUAGCAAUAAUAGCUCCGACACCGGCCAAACCGCCAUCUCCGCCGCCGCCUCGGUGUCUUUCAGCGCACCACCGAAGACUCUCCGCGGCCUCAACAAACCUAAGUGUAUUCAGUGCGGAAACUUAGGUGCCCUUAUCAGUCGUGCAAAAGUUGCUGCUCAAGAGCUCAAAAUCCAUGCCAUAUUCAUGUUGAGCUUGGUUGAAUUUGGUUUGUUGGGUGCAAGAAAGGAGGAAAAUCUUAGCCAUUUGAAACUGGCAAUGCAAGGUUGUGUCCAUGGAAAAGAAGCUAUGGGAUUAGCUUCAUCCUGUUCUAUGUUGGUUGAUUCAGACAUAAAAGGGGCAAAUAGAGUGGUCUCUGGAGGGGAUGCGACCUCCAUUUUUACUCACUCUGCUGCCACGGCUGAUGUAGGGAACUUUAGAUUCAUGUCUGAACUACUUAUGCAAAGUCACGUUGAUAUGGACACAGUUCUUAAAGCAAAUGCAACUCCAGACAAGACUCCAGUUUCAAGCACUCCUCUCUUUGACCUGCAGCCGAAUGAAGUGCCUCCUGCAGCGAGUUCGCAUAGAGCUGCAUCACUUCGGCAACUUUCUAGCAAUUUUUCCCAAUUCAACAAUUUGCAUUCUCCACUCCGUUCAAGGAAACCAUUGACCAGAAAGGAAGCUGCGGCUAUAAAUGAAUGGAGGUUUUCCAAAAUGAAGGAAUUCAAGGACAGAAACAUCGAAGUGGAAAAUGAGGCUUUUGAUCGGUACAUGUAUAAUAUUAGCCUACUGGAGGAGGUAUUUUCUUUGAAAUCUUUCCGAGAAGGCUCCACUGAGGAUGGAUCAUUCUCUUCAAACCACGACCAUGCUUCUGCAGAAGCAGACACAGAAGGAAAAAUGGUUUCAGAGCAGAAGUUGAAGCUCAGGUCAAAUCCUAGCAGGACUGAGAAUUUCCGUAAGAGGUUACAACAAAUUGUUGAUGGGGGAUUGAAGAAGCUUCAGAAAGUUGAGUUGAAUAAUGGGAGUGUAAAUAACCAAAAUGAACUUGAUAAAAGGCCGGAGAAGGCAAAAAGUUUGCGGGCGGAGAGGGCUUCAGCUUUAAGUGAUCUUAUUGACAGGUUAAACAAGGCCCGCAAUGAAGAAGAUCUUAAGUCAUGCUUGGAGAUGAAGGCCCAACUCUAUAGUCAGCAGAUGGGGUCUAGAACAGAAACAAAAGGUGUUGAGGUAUUGAAGGAGCAGACUGCCAGAAAAGACUUGGCACCCCAAAAAGAAUUGGAUUAUUUUUCACAAAAAUUGUUUAGAACAGUGGAAAUUGACCACGAAGCUCUGACUAGCAUAGAUGCACACUUCUCUUCCCUAGAAAAGAUAGAAGAUUUGUGA